Arvicanthis niloticus (Nile rat) is the source of this 12170-nucleotide messenger RNA. Lineage: Eukaryota; Metazoa; Chordata; Mammalia; Rodentia; Muridae. The record is from RefSeq and is a predicted model, not a curated record.
UGAGGGAAUUUUCAUGGGACUCUUAGUGAGGCUAAUCCUGGAGCGCCAGGACAUUCCAAGGGGCCAAUCUGCCCAAGUUCAUUGCUUACUUGAAAUGUCUCUGGGGGAAGAGCCUGGCAAGUGACUUUUUUUUUUCCAGUGGGCGGUCAUCCGAGCAUUAUUAACGGGAUGGCCAGCCCCAGUCACAGCAAAAUGAAAGCAACAGAAGCUGUGCAGGGUGACUGCCUUGCUACCAGCCAGAGUCAGAGCGCAGGCUCAGAAAUCCUGGAUUGAAAGAGCAUUUUAUAAAAGAGAAUGUGUCCACAUCAUACCCAGCACCAAAGACCCCCAUAGGUGUUGCUGUGGGCGCCUCAUAGGCCAGCAUGUCGGACUCACUCCCAGCAUCUCCGUGCUUCAGAAUGAGAAAAAUGAGAGUCGCCUCUCCCGAAAUGACAUCCAGUCUGAGAAGUGGUCUAUCAGCAAGCACACUCAGCUCAGCCCAACAGAUGCUUUUGGGACCAUUGAGUUCCAAGGAGGCGGCCAUUCCAACAAAGCCAUGUAUGUCCGAGUAUCUUUUGAUACGAAACCUGAUCUCUUGCUACACCUGAUGACCAAGGAAUGGCAACUGGAGCUUCCCAAACUUCUCAUCUCUGUGCACGGAGGGCUGCAGAACUUUGAACUCCAGCCAAAACUCAAGCAAGUCUUUGGGAAAGGGCUCAUCAAAGCAGCCAUGACAACUGGAGCAUGGAUCUUCACUGGAGGGGUCAACACAGGUGUCAUUCGUCAUGUCGGAGAUGCCUUGAAAGACCAUGCAUCUAAAUCUCGAGGGAAGAUAUGUACCAUAGGUAUCGCCCCCUGGGGAAUUGUGGAAAACCAGGAAGACCUGAUUGGAAGAGAUGUAGUCCGACCAUACCAGACCAUGUCCAACCCGAUGAGCAAGCUCACGGUUCUCAAUAGCAUGCACUCCCACUUCAUCCUGGCUGACAAUGGGACCACGGGAAAAUAUGGAGCAGAGGUGAAACUCCGCAGACAACUGGAAAAGCACAUUUCACUCCAGAAGAUAAACACAAGAUGCCUGCCGUUUUUCUCUCUUGACUCCCGCUUGUUUUAUUCAUUUUGGGGUAGUUGCCAAUUAGACCCAAUUGGAAUCGGUCAAGGGGUUCCAGUGGUGGCUCUCAUCGUGGAAGGAGGACCCAAUGUAAUCUCAAUUGUUUUGGAAUACCUUCGAGACACCCCUCCUGUACCAGUCGUAGUCUGUGAUGGGAGUGGACGGGCAUCCGACAUCCUGGCAUUUGGGCAUAAAUAUUCAGAAGAAGGAGGACUUAUCAAUGAAUCUUUGAGGGACCAGCUGUUGGUGACAAUACAGAAGACCUUCACAUACACCCGUACCCAAGCUCAACACCUGUUCAUCAUCCUCAUGGAGUGUAUGAAGAAGAAGGAACUGAUUACAGUGUUUCGAAUGGGAUCAGAAGGCCACCAGGACAUUGAUUUAGCUAUCCUGACAGCGUUACUCAAAGGCGCCAAUGCAUCUGCCCCAGACCAACUGAGCUUAGCUUUAGCCUGGAACAGAGUUGACAUCGCUCGAAGCCAGAUCUUUAUUUACGGGCAGCAGUGGCCGGUAGGGUCCCUGGAGCAAGCCAUGCUGGAUGCCCUAGUCCUGGACAGAGUGGACUUUGUGAAAUUACUCAUAGAAAAUGGAGUAAGCAUGCACCGUUUUCUCACCAUCUCCAGACUAGAGGAGCUGUACAAUACGAGACAUGGGCCCUCAAAUACAUUGUAUCACUUGGUCAGGGAUGUCAAAAAGCGAGAGUAUCCAGGUUUCGGUUGGAUCUAUUUUAAGGGAAACCUGCCCCCGGACUACAGAAUCAGCCUGAUAGACAUUGGCCUGGUGAUCGAGUACCUGAUGGGCGGGGCUUACCGCUGCAACUACACGCGCAAGCGCUUUCGGACCCUCUAUCACAAUCUCUUUGGCCCCAAAAGGCCCAAAGCCUUGAAACUGCUGGGAAUGGAGGAUGAUAUUCCCUUGAGGAGAGGAAGAAAGACAACUAAGAAGCGGGAGGAAGAGGUGGACAUAGACUUGGAUGACCCUGAGAUCAACCAUUUCCCAUUCCCUUUCCAUGAGCUGAUGGUGUGGGCGGUCCUCAUGAAGAGGCAGAAGAUGGCCCUGUUCUUCUGGCAGCAUGGAGAGGAGGCCAUGGCCAAAGCCCUGGUGGCCUGCAAGCUCUGCAAAGCCAUGGCUCACGAGGCUUCUGAGAAUGACAUGGUGGAUGACAUUUCCCAGGAGCUAAACCACAACUCCAGGGACUUUGGCCAGCUGGCUGUGGAGCUCCUGGACCAGUCCUACAAACAGGAUGAGCAGCUGGCCAUGAAACUGCUGACGUAUGAGCUGAAGAACUGGAGCAAUGCCACAUGCCUGCAGCUGGCUGUGGCCGCCAAGCACCGUGACUUCAUUGCACACACGUGCAGCCAGAUGUUGCUUACUGACAUGUGGAUGGGACGGCUCCGCAUGCGAAAGAACUCAGGCCUCAAGGUAAUUCUGGGAAUUCUACUUCCUCCUUCAAUUCUCAGCUUGGAGUUCAAGAACAAAGACGACAUGCCCUAUAUGACUCAGGCCCAAGAAAUUCAUCUCCAAGAGAAGGAGCCGGAGGAGCCAGAGAAGCCCACAAAGGAAAAAGAUGAAGAAGACAUGGAACUGACAGCAAUGUUGGGGCGAAGCAAUGGGGAGUCAUCCAGAAAGAAAGAUGAAGAAGAAGUUCAAAGCAGGCACAGGCUAAUCCCCGUGGGCCGAAAAAUCUAUGAGUUCUACAACGCACCCAUUGUGAAGUUCUGGUUCUACACUCUGGCAUAUAUUGGAUACCUGAUGCUCUUCAAUUACAUCGUGUUAGUGAAGAUGGAGCGCUGGCCUUCCACUCAGGAAUGGAUUGUCAUCUCCUACAUUUUCACUCUGGGAAUAGAGAAGAUGAGAGAGAUUCUGAUGUCGGAACCAGGCAAGCUGCUGCAGAAGGUGAAGGUGUGGCUUCAGGAGUAUUGGAAUGUCACAGACCUCAUCGCCAUCCUUCUCUUCUCGGUGGGAAUGAUCCUUCGUCUUCAAGACCAGCCCUUCAGGAGUGAUGGGAGGGUCAUCUACUGUGUGAACAUCAUUUAUUGGUAUAUCCGUUUGCUAGACAUCUUCGGCGUGAACAAGUAUCUGGGCCCAUAUGUAAUGAUGAUUGGGAAAAUGAUGAUAGACAUGAUGUACUUUGUCAUCAUCAUGCUGGUGGUACUGAUGAGCUUCGGGGUCGCCAGGCAAGCCAUUCUCUUUCCCAAUGAGGAGCCAUCUUGGAAACUGGCCAAGAAUAUCUUCUACAUGCCUUAUUGGAUGAUUUAUGGGGAAGUGUUUGCUGACCAGAUAGACCGUAAGCAAGUUUAUGAUUCUCAUACACCAAAGUCAGCUCCCUGUGGACAGAACGAGACCCGAGAAGAUGGCAAGACAAUCCAGUUGCCCCCAUGCAAGACAGGAGCAUGGAUUGUGCCAGCCAUCAUGGCCUGCUACCUCUUGGUGGCGAACAUCCUUCUGGUCAACCUCCUUAUUGCUGUCUUCAACAAUACGUUUUUUGAGGUCAAGUCAAUAUCCAACCAAGUAUGGAAAUUUCAGAGGUACCAGCUCAUCAUGACUUUCCACGAGAGGCCGGUUCUGCCCCCACCACUCAUCAUCUUCAGUCACAUGACCAUGAUAUUCCAGCACGUGUGCUGCCGGUGGAGGAAGCAUGAGAGUGACCCGGAUGAAAGGGACUACGGCCUGAAACUCUUCAUAACUGAUGAUGAGCUCAAGAAAGUCCAUGAUUUUGAAGAGCAGUGCAUAGAGGAAUAUUUCAGAGAGAAGGAUGAUCGCUUCAAUUCAUCCAACGAUGAGAGGAUACGGGUGACAUCAGAAAGGGUGGAGAACAUGUCCAUGAGGCUGGAAGAAGUUAACGAGAGAGAACAUUCCAUGAAGGCUUCACUCCAGACUGUGGACAUCCGGCUAGCACAGCUGGAGGACCUCAUCGGGCGCAUGGCCACAGCCCUGGAGCGCCUGACAGGUCUGGAGCGGGCAGAGUCUAACAAAAUCCGCUCAAGGACCUCCUCAGACUGCACAGAUGCAGCCUACAUCGUCCGCCAGAGCAGCUUCAACAGCCAGGAAGGGAACACCUUUAAACUUCAAGAGAGUAUAGACCCUGCAGGUGAGGAGACCAUGUCCCCAACUUCUCCAACCUUAAUGCCCCGUAUGCGAAGCCAUUCUUUCUAUUCAGUCAAUGUGAAAGACAAAGGUGGGAUAGAAAAGUUGGAAAGCAUUUUCAAAGAAAGGUCCCUGAGCUUACACCGAGCUACUAGCUCCCACUCAGUAGCAAAAGAACCCAAAGCUCCUGCAGCCCCUGCAAACACCUUGGCCGUUGUUCCUGACUCCAGAAGACCAUCAUCAUGCAUAGAUAUCUAUGUCUCUGCUAUGGAUGAGCUCCACUGUGAUAUAGACCCUCUGGAUAAUUCCAUGAACAUCCUUGGGCUGGGCGAGCCAAGCUUUUCAGCUCUAGCACCUUCCACAGCCCCUUCAAGUAGUGCCUAUGCAACCCUUGCACCUACAGACCGACCUCCAAGCAGGAGCAUUGAUUUUGAAGACCUCACCUCCAUGGACACUAGAUCUUUUUCCUCAGACUAUACCCACCUCCCAGAAUGCCAAAACCCCUGGGACACAGACCCUCCAAUGUACCACACCAUCGAACGGUCCAAGAGUAGCCGCUACCUAGCCACCACACCCUUUCUUCUGGAAGAGGCCCCCAUUGUAAAAUCCCAUAGCUUUAUGUUUUCUCCUUCAAGGAGUUACUACGCCAACUUUGGGGUGCCCGUGAAAACAGCAGAAUACACAAGUAUUACAGACUGUAUCGACACAAGAUGUGUCAAUGCCCCCCAAGCAAUAGCUGACAGAGCCACCUUCCCCGGAGGUCUCGGAGACAAAGUGGAAGACUUAUCUUGUUGCCACCCUGAGCGAGAAGCCGAGCUGAGCCAUCCUAGCUCUGACAGUGAGGAAAAUGAGGCCAGAGGCCGGAGAGCUGCCAAUCCGAUAUCCUCUCAGGAGGCUGAAAAUGCAGACAGAACCCUAUCCAACAACAUCACGGUUCCCAAGAUAGAGCGCGCCAACAGCUACUCAGCAGAGGAGCCAAGCGUGCCAUAUGCACAUACCAGAAAGAGCUUCUCCAUCAGUGACAAGCUUGAUAGACAGAGGAACACGGCAAGCCUCCGAAAUCCCUUCCAGAGAAGUAAGUCCUCCAAGCCGGAGGGCCGAGGGGACAGCCUAUCCAUGAGGAGACUGUCUAGAACGUCAGCUUUUCAUAGCUUUGAAAGCAAGCACAACUAAACCGUCUUACCACGUGUUGCAGGAGGCUCGAGAAUCCAGCACUAAAAUUCUCCCCAAUGCCCACCAUGUUCCCCCUUCCUUGAGUUAGACCUGCUUUAUUCUUAGCUGAGCAAAACAAUGGGAGACAUUAACUCAAAGGUAACCUCUGGGCCACAGGUCAAGCAAGCAUUCCACCUGGCCCAGUACAAAACACAGGGGUUAAGGCAUGUUCCUAUCUGUUGGGCAGGGAGGGGUAAAGACAAAAGACAGGGGCUAGAGAUGAGAAUGGGUGCCGCCAGGCACCACAGAAAGUCAUGAGCUCUGGGGAACCAAUGGGCUUCAGCAACCUCCAUGCCGACAGGGAUCAUGGGAUCUCAGCCCUGUUAUCAAGAGUCCAGGGCUAAAUUGCAAAAUGAAAUAAGGGUAGCCAGCGUACAAGAUGAGAUAUUCUAAACUUCCAUUCUGUUUUCUUUUUACAUUGGUUCCAUCACUGGUGACUGAUGAAGAACAUCCUUUUUAUUCAGUAUAAGCCGGCAGCAAGCAGUUCUACCUAACGUCCCACAUCCUUGUCAUGUCAACACUUCUGUAAUUGGUCAUUAUAAAGAAAACCAAGGUAACAGUCAUAUAUACAGUUCACCUGUCUCUUAUCUAUUCACUUCUGGUGCCACAACUGUUUAUCUCUUUAGAAGAAAAUAAGGGAACAGAAAAAUGCCUUUUUUUUGUCUUGCGAUCAAAAUGAAAGAAGAAUUGAUGUUGAAAGCAAAAAUCAUAUGAUUUAUAAUAUACCACAGGCAAUCAAAUAUAGUCAAGUAAGCUCAGGAUGAAUGUACUUAGAUAAUUUUAUAUUUUUAAGUUAUUUUGUAUCUCACCUGUCAUCAAAGAAUUCACUCGUCAAAUAUGUAAUACUGAACUUUAAGAAAAAGGUGGGAAGACCUAACAUUAAGUUGCCAGUGGGAUGUUGUUAUAGUCUCACCGUUCAUAGUGUGUGACGCUGCUGUGUGGGCCUUCCUUCAUCAUCUGCAUGUCUCCACUAUGUCCUCCAGACAUCUCCAAGACGUAACUGCCAAAUUUCCACACCGCUCAUCAUGUGACCAUUUUGUAUUUGAACACAUGGUUAUAUGUGGAUAUUUUCAUACCUAGAGUUUAGCCAUCUAAUCUGGGCUCAGCAUAAAUUUAAUCAGAGUUUUUCAAGGGCUGGUAUCUUUUUUAUGGAAAUGUUCCAAGUACUUUUUAAGGAAGUUUAAAAAACCAUAAAUAACCUUAGAUUUGACUAGGGGCUUGAUAUCAACCCAAACCCAUCAGUUGCAGGCAGGCCAUGAAUAUGUUUCUUAUUUACAAAGCUAUAAAAAAGAUACAGUAGGGCCAAAAUAGAAAGCAAAUAUACCAUAUACAGAGUUCUAUAGUUUAUGCUGCUGACAUAUACAUCCACAUACAGACCCAUGUUUAUAUACAGUAUAUAUACAGACACAUAGAGAUUUCUUAAAAGGCAUUGACUACCUGUCAUCUGACAGUAUAACCAAGAUUAUUUUUUAGUGUCCAAGAAAGUGUAUUGUGCUAUUGGACCCACUUUUAAAAUUAUAAUUUCCAAAAAAUAUACCUCCGGUCUUCACCUGUCUUUACAUUGAACAAGAACUGUCAAAAUGGUCUCUCUCCCCACCCCCAUCUCCUCCUAUUUGGAAGCACCCGUUGUCAUGAGAUCCCUUUCACUCUGGUUGCUCUGACACAAAGCUAUUAUCACCAAAUACAAUCUGAAGAGAUGAGUGAUUCUAAGCCAGUUUGUAUUUCACAGUCUAGAAUGGAGGCAUACACUUGUAGAAUAGAGCCUGGACUUGAAGUGGGAUAAAGAAAUCUUGACCACAAAACUACUGAUGAUUCUAUUUAGAUCAUUGAACACAAAGUCUUUAAGAAAAAUGGUUUGGGGCCAGGAAUAGUUAGUUAGCAGUGAUAUACACUGUGUGUGAUUUCAGGCACUUGCAAAGAAGAGGCAGAAAGAUGAGGAAUUCAGAGUCAGCCUCUGGUACAUAUCAAGUUCAAGGCCAACCUGAACUCCUUGAGACCCUGUUGCAGAGAGAGAGAGAACAGAAUGAAAAGAAAAUGCUUUGAGCUAGUGAGCUGAAACUUGAGCUCAGAGGCGCAGCACUUGCUUAACAUACUCAAGGCCCUAUGUUUUAUCCCCAGUGGUUAAAAAAGGAGAGAGAGAGAGAGAGAGAGAGAGAGAGAGAGAGAGAGAGAGAGAGAGAGUAUUUAAUCUUCCCUGGUCCUAGGUGUUCCUUGGUUCUUUUAACUAUAGUUCAAAACACCAAGGUGCAUACCCUUUAGUGAAAUCAAGUCAGUCCACCACAACACCUGUAGCCUUUAAAUAUGUUUUUAAAGAAAAAAAAAAAAGCUCUUUUCAGCAGAAGAGUGUGGCAGGCAUGCGUCCGUAAAGAAUCCCAUUUAUCCUUGUUAUUUAGGCAGUGCCCAAGCUCUUCACUGAUUACUGUGCUAGGAACACUCACUUCCUUAUUGGUGAUCUCCCUCCCAGCAGAUAUCCUUUCAACCUGAGAAUAAAUCAUUUGUCUCUAAGUUUCCUUGAGCCAUGAGUUCCUGUGAGAACCCGAUAGAAACUCUGAACCCUCCCACAGCCCAAACUCACAUCCAUGUGAAGCCGCACUAUAACAUUAAGGGGUUCAUGACUCCCCUGGUUCCACAGUGACUGGUAAUGAUUUUAAAAAGUGCAUUCAUUCAUCAUCAAUCACGCUGCAACAGGCACUAUACACUUCCAGACCAUUUCCCUGUGAUUCUCAGGAGGGCUCAGCACCAGAGUUUGAACCAAGGUUUCAGCACUUCCCCUCUUUAGAAUAAAUAUGGCUGGCUGGAUGUCCUUAUGCCCUAAACAUCUUCAUGAUUUUGAGUAGCAAGCAUUCUCAAAGGCAAAGACUCUCUGAGGGAAUCCAUAGAGGAGUCCAAGAUGAAACCAUCAGCUGUGACAAUAGAUCAGGAUACCAAGCACUUUAGAGCCUUGUUUGGAGACCUUCUUGGAAGCAAGGGGGAGAGAGAGAACAAGCCUGUGUGUUUCUGUUUGUUGUGAUCGCCUGAGAGAAAGAACAUGACCUGGGAAAGGAAGCACUUAACAGUCCUGAGCUUUUGUUCUGCAUGAAAAUUAAGUGCUAACAUCUUUGGUGAAGUGUGUAAAGUCUAGAAGCCAAAUGUAAACAACUUCAGACACAAACUGUGUAGGUCCCAUAAGCCAUCUCUUUCCUGUGCACAUGCAUAUGUGUUAUUUCCAACCCCACCUCCUUUCGUCUCUGGGUUCUCUGUGUACCAGUGUGGCAUUGAUUCUGUGGCCUUGUGCAGACAGCUUGUGUUCAGCUCAUUUGUCCCACCAUGUCCCUGAUGGAGGGGACCUUAAUCACUUGCCUGUGAGUUAAACAGCUCAUGAGUAGCCAGUCAUUGAAGACCAUACAUAAAGUCAUAGAGGGCUCGAGGAAGAGACAGCUUGUUUAAUCACUUGCUUUAUAGGUGCCAAUUUUUAUAUAUUAUGAUGUGUAAUGGUUUGUUCUAAAUUGCUUGCUUGUUCCUUUUGGGAAAGAAACGAAGAAUGUUUUAUAAAAAUGGCCAUGAAGAUUUCCUGAUUAACCGCCAUAUUUUAUAUUUACAGUUAGAAACUGGUAGAUUUGAAUGGAGUGCUAGAAAGCAAGAGGAAAGUAGUCAUGGCCAGUUUGUGUGUCUGCAAGCCAAAAGCAGGGCAGUCAUUGUGUAGCACUUUAGAGAACUGGAUGUUUCUUUAAAGUUGAAGCUUCCGGGACCAGUUACUAUUUAGCACUUUGAAAGUUCCCCCUUUAAAAUAUAUAUAUAUAUAUAUAUAUAAAUACAUAUGCCAGAAUAAUGAAAUGGGGGGGUGUACUUGUGAAAACACAAAAUGUGUUUCUUCUGAAUGUUACAAUUGUAUUUUAAAAUCUGGAUUCUAUAGAUAACAUUAUGGUAGAUCACUGGAUAGUACAUUUCUUUCCUUUUUUUUUUUUUUCCUGCAGCUGUACAGUCUAAUCUUCCAGGAUGUUUGGGCUGUUUGAUUUCUUUAAAAAUAAUAAACAUUAUCCAGUUAUCCAUCAUGCUAUAUCUAUAGGCUAUGCCAUGUGACAUAUUGGGCAAUGCUGUAUUAUAAAAACACAUGUAAACUUAUCUGUAACCUGUGUUUAACCCAGCAUAGUUGUAGCAUGUGGUUGUAUUAAUGAACGUUACAGGACAACUUUAUAAUCAUUUAUAAAUCUGUAACAUUCAAUAAAGAAGCACAUGUGGCAAGGAUUAAUCAUGCUCCCAUUUCCAUGUUUUUAGCAGCCUCCGGUAAUGGGCAGUUUUGUUCCUGGUCUUUAUUAUGUUCUUCACAUCUUUCAGUCCCCCAUAAAAUACUUAUAUAAGCUGAUGUGCCUCCUCUACCAGGUCCCACAAGCUGAGAGAGGCAAGGUGUGGUUUUGUGUCAGACAAGCUGGCAUGUUAUGCAAAAGACUAUAUAGCAAAUGAACUUAAAUAGUUUAAACUCCCGUUGAAUUAGCUGUCUGUUUACAUCUGCUGACCCCAUAUGGAAGCAGUGUACAGUGUUUUAGAAAUCGGUUCAUUCCGUAGCACUGUCUGUUCUAGAGAAGGUGAUGUUAAUGUUUAGGUGGCUGUAUAUUUGGCCUAGAUAUUGCAUUCAAGUUGCUAAUCUUUACAAUAAUAAUUUGACUUGACUAAGUAAUCCCUCUCCAAACCUAGGCUUAAUUUUGGUCAGCACAAUGCACACUAUGCUGUAUGUGUGUUUCUUUACCUUUAUAAGGCACUUAACGUUUUACUCUUGUCUGCUGCAAUCCUUAAAACACUUAGUGAGUCACUCGAAUUGUUGGGCUUCUUAAACUGGGGACUACUUUCAGUUCUCAAAAACUGAAAACAGGUAAUCAAGGGUUUCUUUUCUCUUUUCAAUUUUUUUUUUAAAGCUCUGAGCAAAUAAUAUGACAUAAAGUAUCAACUACAAGUUGCAAUAGCUAGGGGACCCAGAGAUGACAAGGCAGCACCACUCUGGAGUCCCAAGGUCUAGGUGUGGGGGCAUCUGUGAUAUAUGAAAGACACAUCUUGGAUUCUUUAGGGCUUCCUGGGUGCAAAUUGCUAAACCAGAAAUGAAAGUCAAAGGUGCACAAUGACAAGGCAGAAAGGCACAGAGCACUGUAAGCAAGUGGUCCCGUGGUAAUGCAUGAGACCUCCCUUCUUGUCCUGUGGCUUUCACACCCUGUGGGUGAGCCAGGCCCAGAGGUGGGAGUGGGUGAUUGUUUGAUGAAGCACCAGAUGACUCUCAAGAACUUGUUCUUUCAAAGAAGUCGCCGUUCAGUUGUUAGAAGCCCUUCAACAUCUGGAAAGAAAUGGAUCCAAUUUGCACAGUCAAAAUGCUCCCCAAAUGAGCAGGGAAAUCUUUUCUCAACACCAGCUUUGCCCUGAAUCUACAAGUCCAGCAUCCUGUCUCUCGGGUUAGAGUCCAUAAAAGAGGGACCGGGUUCUGACUAAAGAAGAACAACGUUUUCUUUUCUUUUUCAAAUCAAUUUUACUGAGUGUUGAUGGUGCCUUUGCCCUUGCAACCUCCUUACACUGGUCAUUCCUAGUAAAAACCAAGAUCUACUGAUUUCUCUGUGUCAUCUAAGAGGGGAUAUAAGUGACCAGAUCAUCCAGAUUCAUCAAGAGAUAACAAUUCAUUUUCUAACUUUCCUGGAAAAACUGGUCAUUUUCUGCUGGCAGCACGUGAUCCCUGCAUCAUGGUGUUGGGAACUGGACCAACUUAGAGGGGCAUCAGUGCCGGCCAUGACUCUAGAUCCCAGGGGAGGCAGAUUGCUAAAGAACGUGAGGCACAGGAUGAGAUCAGCCUUGGGCCUGGGGGCACAGGAUUUUUUUUGUCCCCCUUCUUACUGUUUUUUAUUAGUUUAAAGCUAGCUCUUUCUCCCCACCCCCCCCCACCCCCCGUGUGAGUGUGAGACUAAUAGACUCACCCAUUGCCUCAUAAUCCCUGUGGACCCCAACACAGUAAUCCCAAACAUCAACUACAUGGAAGACGCCAGAUGUUCUGAAUUUGACCCAGGUCUGGUUGUCCAUCUGACUUCUCCCGCACCCAAGUUCUUAAUGUAGCUGGUGUGGCACAUGUCACAUCCAAUUCUGAACUGCCCAUCUGACUCCUGAAAGGCUUUCUACAUUGUCACCAGCUUCCCACACAUGGUCGGAACCAGUCACCUGCCUCUCUGUGAAGGGAUUGCAAACUCAACCCGAGACCCAGAUCUAGAAAAGCAGUGACAGCAGGAUUUUUUAGGCAUGAGAGCAUACAUAUCUCACAGAAAAACUCAACUUUGGGUUUCCACCUCCAGUGCUAGCCACACACAUGUGUCUCCCCCAGUAUUCCCAAUGGCCAUGUUUGGAGGCCUCUAAUUUAGAGCCAAGCAGGAUCUGACUCAUGAUUUUCAGACAGUUAGCAAACACAUCAAAUACACUUGAGAACUUCAAGUGGGGAGAAGCAGCUUGCCUUAUUAGGGGUGACUCUUGAAUCACUUCCAUGUUUGUUGAUCAGCAUGUUUUUGUAGAUCCAAACACAGGACCAGUGUGAGGGAGACUCAGAGGAAGGAUGUUGUAGCAUGUGAAGACUUACCUGCUUCCUGUCACUGGGGAACCUGACCUGAGUUCUUAUUGCUGCUACGGCUGUGUAAGACAGUCCGUGUAGUCAGUAAAUAAUUCCAUAGCCAUUUCACAAUCUAGCGCUUAGAUUCGCACUGUAAAUUGCUCUAACCAUAGUUUAUAAUGGGGGAAAUUAUUCAGAUGCCAUUUUAAAAUGAAUUCCUAUAAAUACAAUGAUUUUUAA